This is a messenger RNA of Peromyscus eremicus (cactus mouse), 948 nucleotides long. Its product is annotated as olfactory receptor 7G2-like. Gene Ontology annotation, molecular function: G protein-coupled receptor activity; olfactory receptor activity. NCBI's taxonomy places the organism in Eukaryota, Metazoa, Chordata, Mammalia, Rodentia, Cricetidae. The transcript has a single exon. Gene Ontology annotation, biological process: G protein-coupled receptor signaling pathway. The record is from RefSeq and is a predicted model, not a curated record. The coding region runs from base 10 to 948 and encodes 312 amino acids. Gene Ontology annotation, cellular component: membrane.
ACCACAAACAUGAAAUCUGUAAACCAAACAGUUAUAUCAGGAUUUAUUCUCCUGGGACUCACAGAUGAUACAGAGCUGCAACUCAUCAUCUUCAGUAUAUUUCUUUUCAUGUAUCUUGUUACAGUCCUAGGAAAUCUGCUGAUCAUUCUGGCCACCAGCUCGGACUCCCAUCUCCACACCCCCAUGUACUUCUUUCUUUCUGGGCUUUCCUUUAAUGACAUCGUUUUAGUCACAUGCACAAUUCCAAAGAUGCUGGUGAAUAUACAAACACAAGACCAGAGCAUCACCUAUGCAGGAUGCCUGACUCAGGUCUGCUUUGUCUUGCUAUCUAUUGGCGUGGAAAAUUGUCUUCUUGCAGCCAUGGCAUAUGACCGUUAUGUUGCCAUUUGUCACCCACUUAGAUAUAGGAUCAUUAUGAACCCCUGUCUCUGUAUCUUAAUGGUAACGUUUUCUGUGAUGGGGAGCAUGGUGAAUGCCCUUAUGUAUGGUCUGAUGAUGUUACAUCUGUCCUUCUGCACAGAACUGGUAAUCCCACAUUUCUUCUGUGAACUUACACAGAUUACUAAACUUGCCUGUUCCAACACUCUUAUUGACAACAUACUUAUAUACAUUUCAUCUUGCAUAUUUGGUGGUGUUCCUCUCUCUGGCAUCAUUUUGUCUUAUAGUCAAAUUGCAUUCACUGUCUUGAGAAUGUCAUCCUCAGAAGGAAGAUAUAAAGUCUUUUCCACCUGUGGGUCUCACCUCUCAGUUGUCUCCUUAUUUUAUGGAACAGGUUUUGGGGUAUACAUUAGCUCAACAGUUACAGAAUCAUCCAGGAAGACUGCUGUGGCUUCAGUACUGUAUUCUGUGGUCCCUCAAAUGAUGAAUCCCUUUAUCUAUAGUCUGAGGAACAGAGACAUGAAAGAAGCCUUGAAGAGACUCAUCAGUAGGAUACUAUUUCCUUUGUGA